Messenger RNA from Photinus pyralis (common eastern firefly), 943 nucleotides. RefSeq lists its product as uncharacterized. NCBI's taxonomy places the organism in Eukaryota, Metazoa, Arthropoda, Insecta, Coleoptera, Lampyridae. The record is from RefSeq and is a predicted model, not a curated record.
UUUACAUUGUGUACUGUGUGGUUCGUUAGUUCAUUGUCAAUUGUGUUUAUUAAAAACGAAGAUAAAAUUGGAGUCAUGACUUCAGAGGAAGGGUUCGUCAAGGCUGGCUCAAAUAACCUACCAUCGGUGGAUAUAUUUAUGGUUAUGGAAUUUAUAAAGAAUGAUGAUAGAUUUAAUGCAGCGGAGAUAAGAGGCAUAAAAGCGGCAGCCGCCGGUCGUGAAGAAUAUGGAGAUAACGCCGUAGGUUACGUUGAGCUGAAGAGAGCAAACUCACUUUGCACACUGCAGUGCAAAAUCUGCCCCGAACACAAAGUACGGGCCAAACAUUAUACCGUUUCAAUGACCGUGGACGAAGCCGAAGAAAAGAUUGUUAAUGUUGAAUGCAAAGAUUGUGCCGCAUCAGCAGGUGGUUGCAAACAUGCACUUGCCUUUUUAAUGUGGGUGCACCGGAGGAGCGAAGAGCCAUCACCAACUGAAAUAACAUCGUAUUGGAAGAAGCCGCGGUUGUCAGCGGUGGGAACGUCUCUGAAAUUCGUAACAGCAGCCGAGUUUCGGAAGACAAGAAAUACUACUCCGGGGCCUAGCGAGGCAGCUACUAUUGUACCGGAACUUACAAAAGCUGCCGAAAGUGCGAAUUUGACAGGGCAUCUUCUAAAAUACACUUCAGACGCAUAUGAGGAUAAAUUUGAAUGUUUGUCAGUAUACAAGCUAAUGUGCAAAUUUGCAGCUGAGGGCGGUUCUGAGUGCAGUGAUUUUUUAAAGUUCGCUACAACUCGCAUGAUACCCUCGGUAUGUACUGAUGCGGCAAAAAUGACUAAGCUGCAGGCCAAAUCGCCACUGUGGCAUGAGUUGCGGUUUGGGCGCAUCACAGCAUCAAAGUUAUACGAGUUUGCACAUUGCAAAACCGCUGAUGGUACGCUGAUAGAAGGGGUAAUAGGUGCAU